AUGACUCUUAGUGCGAUGCAAAACGAACAACAACAACAAGGACAACAACAGUGCGUUUUACCGGCUUCGUCGGUUCCUCCUUCGGCUGUUCCUUCGUUUCGUCAACCGCAGAGUUCUUUCCAACACGAACAGCAGCAGCAACAACACGUGAUGAAGAAACUUUUUUCCGACCCAAUCGUGCAACUGGAAUUCAUCUCCGACGAGGAUGUUAUUUUGACGUGCACGUCGGAACCGAGAGUCCCUUCCAUCGUGAAAGCGUUGCAAAGCGCGAAACCAUUUCUUCCGUUUCAGUUUGUGCCGAAAACGUCCACGAAUAACGACCGAAACUGCGCGUUUUGGAUGUUUCCGAGAGAAGUGGCUGGGAAAGUCCAGUCGGUGUUGUACGAGAAGAACGUCUUACCUCCUCGGGAGAAGAGCUGUAAUCGAGGGGAGAUUCCGGCGACGACCUUGAAGGUGUUCGGAAGAACCACGACGGGAGAGGGGAAGGAGCAUCAUCACCCGGGGUACGAGGACGAGUUGGCGAGGAAUUUUGAGGUAGGUUUGAAUCGGAUACCGAAAGAAACGUUGGAGAAAAUGUACAAGUUUCAAAUCGAAGGCGUGAAGUACGGUUUGUCUCGAGGCGGGAGAGUGAUGAUUGCGGACCAGAUGGGCGUCGGAAAGACGUUGCAAGCGAUUGCGCUGAUGUGUUGUUACGAGGUAAAGGAAGGCCCAGUGUUGAUUGUCGCUCCGGCGAGCAUGAGGACGGUGUGGGCGAACGAAUUGGAGAGAUGGAUACCGGAUAUUGGACCGGAAGACGUGGUCGUCGUGGAAGGUUCCACGGCGAAGUGGGAUUUAGAAGCUUUAGGGGAGGCGUAUAAGAAGAACGAGAGAGAAGGGAGAGAGUAUAAAGGAAAGAGAAAAAUAGCGGUGAGCUCAUAUCACAUGUUGAGUAAUUUACGAACUUCGUUUUUAAACAUCAACUGGGGUACGAUUAUAUGCGACGAAUCGCACGUGUUGAGCACGUCGGUGUACGGAAGCGAGGCUGCGUACACGGCAAUCGCGACGCAGUUGUUAAAGACACGAUCGAGGCGGGCGAUUUUAUGCACCGGGACACCGUCGUUGGUGAAACCCUUCGAUAUUUUCAACCAGCUUGAUAGCUUACGACCAAACAUGUUUGGCACGAAGCAAGAGUUUGGGGUGAAUUAUUGUCGAUUAGUUUUAGCGCAAGCCUCGAGGUCGGGGAAUAAGUUUUGGAAAUCUUUAGGCGGUCGCCGAUUGAACGAGUUGCACACGCUGUUAAAGCACGCGGUUAUGAUCCGUCGAUUGAAGUGCGAGGUGAUGGAUCAGUUACCCCCGAAGCGAAGACAGGUGAUUUACUUGGACAUCUCGAGCGAGUUUACGCACUGGAUGAAGGAACACGCGAAGAAGUUCGCGCUGUUGCGGAAGCAACUUGGUGUCGGCGAAGGCGGUGAUGACGAACGAGAGCACAGAUACGUGGUGUCCGACGAAGACGACGAAGACGAGGAACCGAUUGUCGUUUCGCAACGAAAUACGUUCGAGGAAAUAGACGAAGAGAAAGACGAUUUGAACAUCGUUACCGAUACCGAUGGCGAAGCGCAAGCGAUCGGGAAACUGAAAGUGAAGAAAGCGGUGAAAUUUCUCGAAGAGUCUAUUUUAAUCGAUAAAUCGCAACAAGUCGUCGUAUUUGGUCAUCACCAUUCCGUAUUGGAUGAAAUUUACGCCGGAUUGCAAAAAGUUCUAUCGCCGGAGGAGAUUGUCUGCGUGGAUGGACGAACAGAUGCAGUUGAGCGCCGCGAGCGCGUGGAUAAAUUUUACGGGGGCAAAUCGCAAGGCUUCGAAGAGGACGGGAAGACGCCUUCGCCGGCGAAAGUUCGCGUGGCUGUUUUUGGCAUCACUUUAGCUGUCGGGAUUGAUUUGUCGUCGGCAUCGACUGUAUGUUUCGUCGAGUUACCGCAAAAGCCUGCCGAUUUACUCCAAGCCGAAGACCGAGCCUGGCGAAGAGAACGGAACGGGAAAAACUCAAAGACGUGCGUUAACAUUUACUAUUGCAUCGCGAAGGCGGAAGGAUGCGCUUUCGAUACCGAUCGUUGGCAAAGAUUAGGUAGGAAGAUUGAACAAAACACAAUGAUGACGGAUGGGUCCGACGACCGCGACGGCCGCGAAAAUUUAGACUGCGACGAACACGGCUCGCAAGUCAUGCUCGAGGCGCCGCAGGUUUUGUUCUCCGAGACGGAACAGCAGCAACAACAUGAACACCUGGAAACAGAGGCCACGCAAGUGUGCGGCUUGACCCAAACUCAAACACAUCCAACGCCACACGAAUCGGGCAUCAAAUCCUUAGUCAAACGCAAAAGGUCCUUGGAAACGAAGAUUCGGAAGAAAUCCUUCUUUACCGAACCGGAACGCGUGCCUAUUUGGUUCGUCGUUUCCGAGCACACCGAUCGCGUACAUUUACACGACAUGCGCUUGCUGCCGAACGAAACCCGAUUGAACUGCUCGGUGAAGCAAGUGGACGUGUUCGUUGCUUGGGAUAAGCUGACAAAGUUUCUUGAAAGAUAUAGACGCGGCCAAGAAGAAGACGAAGUCAGAGACGUUACGUGUAAAACCAUGUCUCCUGCUUUGCGCGAAAAAACGCGAGAGCUUUUGCGCAACUUUGUUUUACCGGAUGCUUUAAUCGACGACUGCGACGCGCUCAACUGUUGUAAAUUUUUUAUCGAAGAAUGGAACUGCUUGUUGUCGCGAGAUAAAAAUAUCGUCAUUCAAUCGCGAACGCCAGUUCAAUGCGGCGGCGUCGCGCAGUUGCUUCGAGAUUUGACGAUAAAGAAAGAGGAAGAGAGUACGCUUAUUAAAACGAAGAAACAAAAGAGCACGACGAGACACGGCACUGGGAUAAAACUGGGCACCCUUCCAAAAGACGCCGUUUCGCGAACAGUUCUAGUGCGCAAAAGCAAUUUCGGAUUCGAAGCGCGCGAACAGUUUAUAAUACUUCAUUCUGGUGAUGAGGAAUCAACGAUGCAGCUUCAAGUGCUGUGCGAUUGCUGCUGCAAACCGUACGCGUUCAACGACGACGUAAAGUUGAAGAAGAAGAAGAUGGUUCUCGCCGAUGGUUCCAAUUCUCAACAGCAAGAGCAACAUCCGCUUUCUUUACACGAUCUCUUUUGUUCGAAGGAUUGUUUCGAGUACCACGUGCAGUCGAGAUCGGGGAAGACGUUACGCAUGGCUGUUUUUGAACGCGACCGAGGCGUGUGUGAAAAAUGCAAACUCGAUUGCCACGCGUUGGUCUCUCGCAUUAAAUGUUUGAAGCCGCACCAGCGCUUGCCAAUUAUUGAAAGUUUAGCGCCACAAUUUACGCGCGCGCAAAAAGACAAGUUAGCGAGAGACGCGUACGAAGGGUCCGCGUGGGAGGCAGACCAUAUUCUUGCUGUGAAGGACGGGGGCGGCGAGUGCACGGUGGACAACAUGCGCACUUUGUGUCGCCGAUGCCACGCGCAAAAUACGAAAGAGCAACACAAACGAUGGGCGUGGGAAAACAAAGCGAAGAAGGAUAAGAACCAACGGACGCUGUUGGAGGUAUUAGCGAACCGCAUCGUCAAAGGCGACGGCACGAGUGGAAGACGAUUAACUUCUAUCAAAGACGACGACGACAACAACGACGUUAAAAUCAAUACGAAAAAAAGCCGCGCGAAGGACACGCCUUCGAACAGCGCGAGCUCCUUCCCGAUAUCCGAGGAUUCGGAAGAGGACGACCCGGUAUCAAAAUCUUUCCGCAAAAACCACCUCUCGGCUAUUCGAGACAUCGACAACCUCGUCUCCAACUGCGAAAAAGAUGACUUUAACGUUCAACUCGACGACGAUACCGAUGUCGACGACAUCGUCCUACCUCUCGCCUCUUCUCAAGAAGAGGACGAAGACGAGUUUGAAAACGCCGCGCCGUGGCGCAAAAGAAGAAGACACGCCAAAGACGACGACCCGUUGAGGUUACGCAUUUUAAAACAACUCGAAGACACGCAAGAGGAUUCUCCGAGCGCUUGGUAA
Bathycoccus prasinos is the source of this 4035-nucleotide messenger RNA. Its product is annotated as SNF2 super family. Gene Ontology annotation, cellular component: nuclear replication fork. Gene Ontology annotation, molecular function: endonuclease activity; zinc ion binding; ATP binding. The transcript has a single exon. Gene Ontology annotation, biological process: DNA repair; replication fork processing. Bases 1 to 4035 code for a protein of 1344 amino acids. The record is from RefSeq and is a predicted model, not a curated record. Lineage: Eukaryota; Viridiplantae; Chlorophyta; Mamiellophyceae; Mamiellales; Bathycoccaceae.